Alligator sinensis (Chinese alligator) is the source of this 6023-nucleotide messenger RNA. RefSeq names its product potassium voltage-gated channel subfamily J member 15 (gene KCNJ15). The transcript is spliced from 2 exons. The record is from RefSeq and is a predicted model, not a curated record. Gene Ontology annotation, cellular component: plasma membrane. Gene Ontology annotation, biological process: potassium ion import across plasma membrane; regulation of monoatomic ion transmembrane transport. Gene Ontology annotation, molecular function: inward rectifier potassium channel activity. NCBI's taxonomy places the organism in Eukaryota, Metazoa, Chordata, Crocodylia, Alligatoridae. Bases 514 to 1641 code for a protein of 375 amino acids.
UAUUAUUCUUUUUAAUUUUUUUAUAAGACUUGUGCAAAGCCUUUUAUUUGUUUAAGCAAUAAGGCCUUUCUGGGACUUUGAUCAGCAUGGCUAAUGUUUCUUCAAAGAUUAACUGACGUUCUUUAAAAGUGCAUCAGUUUCCUUUUAAGCAGGUAUUUACUUACCACGUAACUGGGUGUUGAGUGCUAUGUAGUUAUAAAGUUUGCUGGGCUCAGCUGUAGAUUUCCUCAAGACAUACUGCUGACAUCACUGAAUCUCCUCUCAGAUUCCUUUCCCUCUCUCUCCCUCUCUCCGGUUUCCUCAUUCAGGUAAUUCCAAUUCAGACUCUUACCAACUUGCCUUUGACUGACAGAGAGUUAAGGGAGACUCUUUGGGGAACUUUUAAAAACAUACAUAUAUGUGCUUUAAUCUAAAGUACACCCAAUCUUCUAUAAAAGGUUGCUUGGCUUGUCAUGACGAUAACAUCUAAUAAGGAAUCUGAACAUUUUUUUUUGCAGGACUGAAGCACUGAAAAUGGAAGCCACUCAGAUCAAUAUGUCAAGUGCUCCACUCAUUAAUGGUGGCAUCAAUGCUCAGCUCAAGACACACAGACCUCGUGUGAUGUCCAAAAGUGGCCAUAGCAAUGUGAGGAUUGACAAAGUGGAUGGUAUAUACCUGCUUUACCUUCAAGAUUUGUGGACCACAGUUAUAGACAUGAAGUGGAGAUACAAGCUUACCUUGUUUGCUGCUACUUUUGUGAUGACCUGGUUCCUCUUUGGAGUUAUCUAUUAUGCUAUUGCAUUUCUCCAUGGAGAUUUAGAAAGGAAUCCAUUCUCUGAUAAGCAUGUACCCUGUGUUGAGAAAGUAAACUCACUAACUGGAGCAUUUCUCUUUUCUUUGGAGUCACAGACAACCAUUGGUUAUGGCUUCCGUUUCAUCACAGAAGAGUGUCCUCAUGCCAUUUUCCUACUAGUUGCCCAACUGGUUAUCACAACUUUGAUUGAGAUCUUCAUCACUGGUACUUUCCUGGCCAAAAUUGCAAGACCCAAAAAACGGGCUGAGACUAUUAAGUUCAGUCACUGUGCUGUAAUUACCAAGCACAAUGGAGAACUUUGCCUUGUAAUCAGAGUGGCAAACAUGCGGAAAAGCCUUCUGAUUCAGUGUCAGCUGUCUGGAAAACUUCUUCAAACCUAUGAAACCAAAGAAGGGGAGAGGAUCCUUCUCAACCAAGACAGUGUCAAAUUCCAUGUUGACUCCUCUUCAGAAAGUCCUUUUUUGAUUUUACCUUUGACCUUUUACCAUAUAUUGGAUGAAAAUAGCCCUUUAAGAGAUCUCACCCCCCAGAACCUAAAAGAAAAGGAUUUUGAACUGGUUGUCUUCUUGAAUGCCACAGUAGAGUCUACCAGUGCUGUCUGCCAAAGCAGAACUUCUUAUAUUCCAGAGGAGAUCCACUGGGGUUAUGAAUUUGUACCUGUAAUUUCUCUUUCUCCAAAUGGAAAAUAUGUUGCUGAUUUUAGUCAGUUUGAGAAAAUCAGAAGAACCACAGAUUCUACCUUUUAUACUAUGGACUCUGAAAAACAGAAACUAGAAGAAAAGUACAGACAGGAAGAUCAGAGAGAGAGAGAACUGAGAACAAUAUUAUUACAGCAAAGCAAUGUUUGAUUGUAUGUGCAAAAUUGAACAUUAGUAACUUUUAUCUACAAACUGAAACCAAAGCAUAUUCUCUAUGCUGUAUACCUGUUACGAAGGCAGAGUGGAGACCUUUCAGCAAACAGCUUUGGCCUGGAGUAUCUAUCCCUUUGUCAAGUUGGGGUGUUAAGUAUUUUUAAUUAGAUGGGAUUUCUUUGCUUAUAUUAUUAACCUAAUACAAUAGGGUUUAUGUUAUGAUUUUGCCAUCUCCCAAUUGUUAGAGCAAACAUGCUACUUACCAUUUGGUAAGUGUAGUUUGAUACAUUAGGCAGAUUUCUUCAAAUAUUUAUUUGUCAGGGUUUAAUUAUAAAUAUGUGAUCUCAGACACAGCAUACAGUUCUUUUUCAAAUAGAUAUGCUCCUUUAAUAAGUGUAUUCUCAUACCAGAUAUAUAUUUGCAUGGGCUUCCUGGGAUUGAAAAUAUACCAGUAUGAAAAAAUGGUUCAGUUAAUGAGGAAAGAUUCUUCACCUGGUAAAGGCCAUCUUGAAUGAAAGGCAAUGACUUGCAUACUAAUAGUUUUGCUGGGUUGUGGUAAAUGGUGCUCUCUGUUGCACAAGGGGCCUUUUGUUCCUUAAAUACUAAUUUUUUAUCAUGUUACUGGUUUAUAUUUAGUAGCUAAAGAGGAAGUGAAAGGCAGGUAACAAAAAAUCAAAAUGGUAAUUCACAAAGGUUAAAACUGACUUUGAUAGACCUAUUGCUAUUAUAAAGUGUAAAUAAUUUAUAACAGUAGCAUAACAAUACAUUUCUACAGAUUACUUGCUUUGCUAUAGGUUGUAAUGAGUCUUGGUUAAAAGAAAUCUGAAUGACUUCUGUAGACAAUAUUGACAUUUUUUACAUCUUUCUACCUUGAUGGACAUGCAUUCCUUUGAUCCAUUUCCAUUAAACCAGGUCCAUUAGACCAUUCCAUUAAUGAAGGGAUUUCAUCUGAGUGAUUACUGAUUUCUUUGUGGCACCGCAAGAUGCUGUAGUACUGUACUUAGAUUCUGAAACAACAAAAUACUUAGUAUAUUCAGUUAUAUAACAAAAACCAUAGAAUACAGUUGAUUUCUUCAAAUGAUCAUAUAGUGGGGAGUAAACCCCAUUCAAGAGGAAAACCAGCACGUGAAGCAGUGUUGGGUUCGUAACAUACUUGCUGUAUGUAGAACAGCUGUCACAUAGAACUUAAGGCAAAGGUGCAUGAACAAAUUAUUAUGAAGUAAGUGAGGAUGGGGGUUUUCCUUGGAUCAGCUACUGUACUUUACCUGCCAGUGUGCACAUCUGACCCUGUGGAAGCUAACUGACAGCACCUUAGUCUAUUCAUGAAAAAAGAAAACUAGGAAACUUAACCAGUAAUGCUUAAAGAUCCAGGGCUUUAGGAUUAGGCAAUGACUCCCGGAUUAGGUAAUAACUGAGCAGUAGUUUUGAGGAUCUAAAUUUUGGACUUAGAUGGCUAAAGUGGCAGUUAGAUGUCCAAAUCUUUUUGUCCAUCUGCUUUUCCAUGCAUACCAUCAGGGUAAAUUGCCCUGAAGCACUGUCUAUUCCAUUCCACUCUCAGGGCCUAUUCAUUAGAUCACACUGAAGAAGCUUGUCAUCCAAGGUAAAUACCAUUCACGUUCAAAGAAAGCAUUAUAAAGUUGAAUGUUCCAAAACUGCCAGCAAAAAGAGCCUUUGAUUUUAAACAAGCCAACAACACAAGGUAAACAUGGUAAAGCUCUGGCAAAUGAAGCCAGUUUACAUUAGGCAACAAUAUGUUGAACAAUAAGAUAUGAUACAGGCUUUUAUUUUAGGUUGGAAACAAAUUCCCAUCUUGUAAUGAUCUAUAUAUUUUCCUUUCUGCCUUCAUGCAAGUGUUUAACUCUCACUGAUAUUAUUAUAAGUUCAGUGUACAUCUGGAAUGGAAAAUAGGUCUCUCUGCAAUAUAUUAGUGGUAUAGAACUAAACGCAAUAGGUUAUUUAAACAAAAUGACAUGUUAAACUGCUAACUGCUGGGUUUUAGACCAGAGAUUUAUGAUUAGAACCUUAUCUGGUACAACAUAGUGUAGCUCUACUGCUAUGCUGAUUUAUUCCAGUUGAGGAUUGGGACUCGAAGAUUUGGCAUCAUGGAAAAGUAGAAAGGAAAACCAUCACUGACAUAUCUAGACCAAACAUCCAUCCUGUGAGGGGAAAAAAGAUUUAUGCACGUAUGAUUUAUGGAAUGAGUUGAGCACUUUUCAUUUUUGCAGGCUGAUUUUUCUUGUUUUCUUCAGUUCACUGGGAGUUGGGAAACCCAAAGUGAUGGGCAUGCCUAGUUAAAAUCCUUGGAUGUCUUUACAUAUGCUCUGGGGUGGUUGGAGGGAGAGGGUGGGGGGUGUUAAUUAGAGCAGCUUUCAGGAGCUGCUUUAAUUAAAAUGCCUACAGUGUCCUGUCUAUUCGGCUUCAAAAUGAUGGUGGUGGCACUUAAGCUUGUUUGAUGAGAUUUAGUUAAAGAACCUCUGCCACCAUUUUGAAAUGCAGGGAUGUUGAAUACACAUGAUGCUGAGGCUUCUCGAUCUGUUUCAAUUAAUCAGUCCCAAUUAAUUGAGUCUGCUCCAAUGUGCUUUAAUUAGAAUGUGUUGGAGCACAUGUCUGGCACGUGUAUAUGUGCCCCUUGUUUAAAAAUGGCCUAUAAUCUAUAUUAAUAUAUCAAGAUUGGUAACUACUAGACUUCUUAUAGACUUUCUGGUGCUAAUCCCUACACUGAGAAAGAUGCUAGUUCACUUUACCAUGAUCCAAACUAGAGCUGGGCCAACUCCAAAGAAUAGGAUCAUAGGCCUGGAAAGGACCUCAUCAGAUCAUCUAGUUCAGCCCCCUGCUCAGGGCAGGGUCAUCUCUGAUUCAACCAUUCCAGACAGGUGUCUUUCUAAUCUGCUCUUGACAAUGUCCAGGGGCGAGGAUUCCACACUUUCUCUAGGUUGCCUGUUCCAAGGCUUAACCACCCUCAUAGUCAGAAAGUUGUUUCUAAUCUCCAAUCCAAUUUGGAGGCCAUUGAUUGUAGUUCUGUCCCUUAUAGCUGCAGAGAAUAGUUUGUCUCCAUCCUCUUUAGGUGUCUGAUGACUGUUAUCAAAUCCCUCCCAGCCUCUCUUCAUCAAACUAAAUAAUCCUAGUUCUUUCAGCCUUUCCUCAUAAAUUGUUUUUGGGUCUCUAAUAUUUUUUGUCACCCUCCACUGGAUUCCUUCUAAUCUGUCCAUUUCAUUCUUGAACUAUGGGACCCAAAACUAGACACAGUACUCCAGGUGAGACCUCAUUGGUGCUGAAGAAAGAAGAAUCACUUCCUUUCAUUUGCAAGUGACACACCUGUUUGUACAACCUAUUAUGCUGUUGGAUUUUUUUUUUUUGCAACAAGAGCACACUGUUGUCUCAUUUUCAGUUUAUGAUCCACUGUAACUCCCCGGUCCUUCUCUGCAGUACUGCAACCUAGUCAAUCAUUCCCCGGCCUAUGUAGGUGCAUACAAUUAUUCUCUCCCAAGUGCAGGGCUUUGCACUUGUCCUUGUAGAAUUUCAUUGGCUUGAUUUUGGGCCAUUUCUUCAGUUUAUCCCGAUCAUUCUGGAUCAUAGCCCUACCAUCCGAAGUGUCUACAACUCCACCUGACUUAGUUUCAUCGUUCAGAUCUUUAAUUGAAGAUGUUGAACAAUACUGGACAUAGAACAGACCCCCCUCCCCCUCCACUGGAUGCCUGACUGAUGUAUUAGAGAUGUGUUUGUUAUUCAAAACUGUACAGCACAGAAAUAUGAAUGAGUUCAGCCUUUGGAUUAUUUAUGAACUAUUUCCUAUGUCUAUGUCUUCAGCUCUCCUAUGCCAGUUUUUUGUGACAACAGAUAACUAAAGUGACAUGGAAUAGCUUUUGCUGCUCUUUGAAAGAGGAAAGAAGAGCGCCGAGAUAUUCCAGGAUGGCCUGGUACACACUUCAGGCGUCUGCCUACCACCAUCAGAUCCAUUUGUUCAAGUAUAUCAGAUACAUUUGUUUAGAGGCCUUUGCAACAACAACAACAGCGAAAAUAAAUAUCUUUAAUGACUGCAAUGAUAAAUAAAAUGGGUCAUGAAUGCUGAAGUGAAUUCAUGAUUUUAUAUUUGAACAUUGGCUGCCACUACAUUUGUCAUUUUAGCCCAGCUCCCAUCAGAAUGUUCCCUAUGACAGACUGACCACAAUACAGAAUAGUAAUGACUAUGCAUCAGUGUUGUUAGCUCCUCGCUGUACAGCACAGCCGAAGACGGUAUUAUGCAGAUCUUGCAUAUUAAGUACUAAAACUCUGCUUGACUAAAAUGUUAGCAUUUACCUGCCCCACUUACAUUAUUAGUAUUUCAUGAAUAAUGGAAGCUUAUGCUGGUGAAUCCCUUGAACAUAUUCUGUGAAAAUAUU